This is a messenger RNA of Archocentrus centrarchus (flier cichlid), 5111 nucleotides long. RefSeq names its product NEDD4-binding protein 1-like. The transcript has 9 exons. Gene Ontology annotation, cellular component: nucleus; cytoplasmic ribonucleoprotein granule. Bases 287 to 3286 code for a protein of 999 amino acids. Gene Ontology annotation, molecular function: mRNA binding; RNA endonuclease activity. Lineage: Eukaryota; Metazoa; Chordata; Actinopteri; Cichliformes; Cichlidae. The record is from RefSeq and is a predicted model, not a curated record.
UCGGGGUUUUCACCGGUUGUUAUGAUGUCCCUGUCCGCCGCUGGCUGGCUUCCUCAUCCGCCCGGCCGCUGCAGGGACGUGACUCUGAGCGCUGCUUCCGAGGAGCGAUCAUCGUGCAGCAUGUGGUAAACUUUGGACCUUAUACGUAGUUGUUGUUGUUUUAUUGCGGAAGAGUGAAGGAAGUUGCGCCGCCGCCGCCGCCGCCGCUGUUGCUGGAAACGAAACUUUGAAGGCGCAGAUCGACCUCACUAUGUUUGACCAUCAGCCACCGGUUUAAGAAGAAAGGAUGGACGACGAGAGAAGUGACGGAGGCGAGCCGGAGGUGGAGGAUGAGUUUGCGUGCGCCGGGAUGCUGCGGGGAUCUCUGACGUCCCUGCACAGCACGGUGGAGCGGAUAUUCACGGUGACGUUCAGCAUCGGGGCGGACGAUUUGCCUCAGGGCAACAACGGCCAGAUAUGGCUGAAACUGCGAGGGCCGAGCUCCAACGUGAAAGCCGCCAAGUUAUUUGUGAAAGGAGUUGUGAACCAGGAGGAGCAACAGGAGGUUACGUAUCCUGAUGUCCUUCACUGCGUCUUCUGUGGAGCCAAAGGCCUGUUCAUGGACAGCCUGAUAAGAAGCACCUCAGCGCAUAUAGUGGUUGGCGCUACAGGAUUCCUGCUUAUAUCAGGUCUGGCGGAGCCGGUGGUCCGAGCCUAUUCUCUUAUUACAGACCUGGUGGAGAGGUACAAGGGUACGCAGUCCAAGCGCCCUGGAGAUGGAGGCUCCGGUGAGUCCCUGGAUUCACGCCGGGCCUUCAAAGCUCUGGUGGAGAAAUGGGAAGACAGACACAUCUUGGAUCUACUUGUGCUGCCAGGAUCAGUGAAGGAAAUCCUGUUGGAUUUGGUGAAAGAAUCAGGGCUUGGAUCAAACCAUAGUCCAUCACUGACAGAUGUAAAUACAGGAGUAAGAUCACACGGGGAUUCAGAGGAUAGGUGGAAAAUACCCACUGCCAUAAAGCAAACAGUCCCUGAUCCUUCUAGCACUACUGAGCGAUGGGCUGAAGGGAUGGCUGCAGGUGCAGGAAAUGACUUUGCAAUCAAAGACUCCUUCCUCCAGGCUUUUUCCACGUCUGCAGGCACCAGAGGGAGGGCAGAGGGCGCCGAGGAAGGAGCCACACAUUUGCCACAGGAGGUAGGAGAGGAACAGCUGGGGCAAGUGGCAGCACUGGGGGAGGAAAAAGAACAGGAGAUGCAGCUGUCGAUGGGAAACAAGGAGUUUUGGCUUCUUUUGAAGUUCUUUACCGCCAUGGGGUACACAGAGGAAGUCGUGAACCGAGUCCUUGCCAGAACAGGACCUAAAGAGGCAUCACAGAUUCUGGAUUUGGUUCAACAGGAGCAGGAUCGCAGUGACAAAGAGCAGAAAGGUCAGAUUCUUCCAAACCAAAAGAGCCAAGAUGAUGUCAAUCUGAAUCAGUGGGAGAGGAACCGGCCGUGUGAGACAGAGCACCGAGAAGAUGGGUCAGAAACAACAGGAGGAGGUGCAGCCAUAAGUAACAAUGGAGAAAUGGAAGAAGCACGAGAGGGAGAAGAAGCGACUGGAGGUACAAGGCAUGUUCGGGAAAAAGGCAGCACCAACUUAAUGGAGACAGAAAAUGAGGAAGACUUUGUCCUGGGAGUGUUGAAAAAAGCGGCAGCCAGCUGUGGGUACACCGAGCAGAAUGUAACCAAACUCUACAACUUGCUGCCUGAGGGAUCCACUCACCAGCUGCUCCUGGAGCUGCAGAAAGAGGGAGUCAGAGAGGCCGAAGCCUUCAGGGAAGGACCGAGGGAGAUGGAUGAUGUGGUACUGGAGGCAGGCAGACCAAAAGUUGGACCAGCAGACAUUGAAAUGAGAAGAGAAAUUGAGUCUUUUAAACCUGCAGAAAAGAGAGAAUCAGAUGAGAAGGGUAAGGUAAUGAUGCCAAACCUUAUUGCACCUAAUGAGGAACUAGACCCUUGGAUUAAUAUACCCCAGCAGCAGCCUGUGACCCAGUACACCUCAAAACAAAAGCAACACAAACAGUCAAAGUCACAAACUCCUCAUAUCAUCCUACCUGAGGUCAAAGGGCCACCCAUGCCUACUUAUGCCUCAUCCAUGGAUCUCCAACUCACCAAUUUCCAAUCUAAUAAGCAACAAGCCCACAUCAAGCCUAAUUCAUCUCCUUCAAAACAAAAUCAUCACGCUCACAACAACCCUUCAAAGCACUCUUUUAAACAAACACUUCAAGGUCCUCAGCCUUCUGUCUCUGGCACAAAGGACUCGUCUCCCACCAGAGGGAGUGACAAACGAAGUUUCGUGUCUCCUCCUUCAGUGGUGGUGACAGGAGAGCAGCGAUUCCUGGAGAGCCUGCAGAUCCCCUUUGAACUCAAGCUGACAGACAAGCCUGGAGACCCGACACUGAGGGCGAUCAUUAUUGACGGGAGUAACGUGGCUAUGAGUCACGGGCUCGGCCAUUUCUUCUCAUGUAGAGGAAUCGCUCUGGCUGUCCAGCACUUUUGGGACAGAGGCCAUCGUCAGAUUAGCACCCUAAUCCCACAGUGGAGGCAAAAAAGUGACCCCAGGAUCAAAGAGAAGCACUAUCUGACAGAGCUGCAGAACCUGGGCCUGCUCUCCUACACCCCCUCCAGAGAGUUCCAAGGCAAGAGGAUCACCUCGUAUGAUGACAGACUAAUACUGAAGCAUGCACAGAAGACAGAUGGUGUGAUCGUGACCAACGACAACCUGAGAGACCUCUCGGAUGAGUCUCCUGUAUGGAGGGACAUCAUCAAAAAGAGACUUCUUCAGUAUACAUUUGUCGGGGAUCACUUCAUGGUCCCUGACGACCCUCUUGGAAGAGGAGGACCUCACCUGGAUGACUUCCUGCGUUCAGAGCACAGGAGUCCCAAUCCAGGAAACCACUCUUUUGCCGGUUCGGCCUCCUCUUUCCCUUCCUCCAAACAGCCGCGCUCCCAAACAGAGGUCUUCAACUUCCGUGACCGGACGCUAGGGGGCACACUGGAUGCUUUGGGCAGAGGCGGUCGGGGUAGAGGGAGAGGGCACGGAAAGGGAUUGGACACGGGACAGAAGGACAGGCAGUACGAGGCUGCAGGUCAUGGCCUUGGGGUCAGGGCCGAGAGGAGUCCCAAAGAAACAGCCAUCCUGAGAGAGCAGCUCUGUCAGAUUUUCCCUAAUCAGGACAACAUGGUGACGCUGGUGCUGCAGUGCCACUCAGCAGAGACGGACAUCAACGUGCUGUCUGACCUGAUCUUGGAGCAGCAAAAAGACUAGGAAUCUUUUAGUUUUAGUGGUGUAAUCUUUAAUUUUCUUGCUGAAUUUUGCUGAUUUAAUUAUUUUACUUGUGUGACAAUAGACUGUAUGUAAAAGAUGGAUUUAGGAACUGUGACAUCACACAUUGGUUUAUGGUUUUUACUUUAAUCUGACACCAUGACAGUGAAGUGGAUUUAGCUUUUUGAAGAGAAAAAUGACGAUAUACACUCAUAUAGUAAUGACUUUUCUUGAAAAGUCAUAUAGUAAUGACUUUUCAAGAAAAGGCUGGCCACACACUAAAUCAUGUACCGUUGCAUCAUCUAUUACUUUAAAUGCACACAAAAUUAACAUCAUGCUGUGUUUAAACUAAUAAUUAAUAUCAUAUCUUGACCAAAAAUUAUUUAGCUCUCAAAUCAAAUGAGGAGUGAUGGGAAAUAACCAGAGCUGCAGCUGAUCGUUAAAAAGAAUGCUUCAGUUUUUAAAUUCAAAGGCCACAUCCAUCUUUUAAAUGCCAUCUGUGUGUGUGUGUGUGUGUGUGUGUGUGUGUGUGUGUGUGUGUGUGUGGGAGGCUGGGUGGGUGGGUGGCACCAAAAUAACUACCGAUACUCAUCUGCUUAUACACUGUACACAUACUAUGCCAAACAUGAAACCUAUAAGAAAAAAUACCCUUAAUUAAAGCUAAAACUGGACCACCUCUGUCAAAUGGGCCAGCAUCAGCCCCCAAUGAUAGAAAUUUAUUAUUUCUUAUAAAUUUUCAGUUUUUUUUUGUUUUUUUUACAAGACUAUACAGAUGGCCCUACAUGUUUUUGACCACAUUAGUCCAACACUUUGGUCCAAUUUGACACAUCUCAUCUAUUACCAAAGGACAACACAAUUUUGUGUAGAUGGUCUUUGUUCUCACUGGUUUAAACCUGUCAGCAAACCUGUAAAAUUAUUCCUAUAGCACUAUCAGCGUUUAAGAGUGUAUUUUAGCUUAGUUUGAUUUAUGUCAAAGCACCAACAAAACCCAAGACAUUCCAGUCUGUAGCUUUAUUGUUAAACAUUAGCAUGCUAACACACCAAACUAAGAUGUGAACAUAUGAUUAACAUAUUAGUUAGUGUGCUAACUCACCAACUUACCAUGUUAACAUAUGUUGAAUAUAUUAGUUAGCAUGCUAACACAGCAAACUAACGUGACUAUAUGCUAAAUAUAUUAGUUAGAAUGCUAAUAUUAGCAUUUAGCUUAAAUACAUGUUGCCAUCUUCAGUGAUACCAGCUCAGCUGUAGAUUCUUAUUUUCUUGUAUUUUUAUAAGUCUAAUAAUAAAGUCAGUCCAUAAUGACACCUAUUAUCUAUCUUUUUGUGGGUCAUUUUGACUCUGGGAAAACUAGCGUGGAGCCCAUAUGGCUUUAAUGUAUUUUACUAUGGAGCCAUUUUAAUAGUGCAUUGGGUUUAGAGGAGGAUUUGCAGAAUGAGAAGAGUAAAAUUAAAAUACAUACUUUGAGCGUUAUUCUGUUGCUUUUCCUUUAAUUUUAAAGCUACCAGUUGAUUUAAAAAUACUGCCAUCUACCAGGUAUAAAUACAUUUAAAUCAGAGGGACAUGGGUGGUUCUGGUAGAAUAGAUAUGGAUAUAACUGGUGUAAGAGAGCUUGUCUGGCUAUAAAGGUAAUAAACCAAUCUUUGCAACAUUCUGCACACUUAACUAUAUAUUUUAACUUAUUUUAAUUAGGUGUGAUGUUUGUCAUAACUUUGGUUAUGGGUCUAUAAUCUUAUCUAUAAGGAUGAUGAAAUUAAGAGCAAGCCAAAAGAUUCAAAGUUCACUUUUCAUCCAGAUGUCAAUGUUAAUGUACUUCAGUGUGAAAUAAAUA